AUGCAGAUAUAUAGUGCCCUUCUCAGGUACAACCUCAAGUCUCCUCGUGUUGACGAACUUGCAAGUCGAGCCUCGACUGAGGCUCUCGAUUACCGCCGCGGACUCGACGAAUGGUUCCUCCGUUGGAAGGAUUUAGUCGGAACCCUCCUUGGUGAGGAGUCUAGGGAGGUGCUUUUAUCAUGGGGGCAGUUCGGCCAUUCCCUCGCUCUCUUUUUGCUUUCCCUUCUCUGGCCCACCCCCGGAGGGAAGAUGCCGAUACUGUGCGGAGCCUUGGCCGAGGCUGGAUUGCAGCUCGUUCAGCAUCAGCAGCUGUUUGCGCGGUUGUACUCGCGGGGACAGGAAGAAACCCCUCCGGUCGUGUUUCCAACGAGCUGGGCUAUGAGCCAUGCGGUGCUGAGGAUGGGUCUAAGCACCAUCACUGAUGAAACCCUAACCUCUAGCGACGAAGCGGAGCGCUCACGACCCCUCGGUCGUUGCUCCUCGCUACUGAUGCUUCUAGAAGUUGAUCCAGACAAUCUUUUAACGGGAUUGAGCGUGAUUUUUGAAGAACUACGGAAUGACCAAAACAAGGAUCUAACCGAGGAGGAGAUUAUCACUCUCCAAGGAGCAUCGAAGGACGAUGUGGACGUUGCCGUAUUGGCCGCGCGAAAGGCCUUCGAAGGCCAGUGGUCGGAGCUGCCUGCUGUCGAGCGUGGAAAUCUCCUGCUCAAACUCACUUUUAAUGCGGCCUUGAACUUGGAUAUCGGAGCCUCCAUUAAUGUUUUCAAAUAUUACGCCGGAGCUGCCGACAAGCUCAGCGGGAGCACGAUUGAGACGAAUCCGACCAAGCUGGCAUACGUCCUACGCGAGCCCCUCGGUGUCUGCGGGCAGAUCAUCCCCUGGAACUUUCCGUUUAUGAUGCUAGCGUGGAAGGUCGCCCCGGCCCGUGCUUGUGGAAACACCGUGGUCCUUAAACCAGCCGAGCAGACGCCUCUCUCUGCACUAUACUUCGGGAAGCUCAUCGUUGAAGCCGGUUUCCCGCCCGGCGUUGUUAACAUCAUCCCGGGCCUUGGAAGUGUCUCCGGAAAGGCCCUCUCCGAGCAUAUGGACGUUGACAAGAUCGCGUUCACCGGAAGCACAGCUACUGGGAGGGCAAUCAUGCAGUCGGCAGCGUCGAAUCUAAAAAAUAUCACUCUUGAAUGUGGAGGCAAGAACCCCAGCAUCGUCUUUGAUGAUGCUGAUUUAGACCAGGCCGUCAAGUGGUGUCACGUGGGCUUCCUGGAGAUGUUUGUCGACAUCACCAGGAAGCAUCACCGCCUGGGAGACCCAUUUCACCCGGACACUUGGCAAGGACCUCAGGUAUCGAAGGCACAAUAUGACAAGAUUCUAGGAUAUAUAGAGGAGGGCAAACAGACUGGUGCACGUCUGCUCCACGGCGGUGUCAAGCAUGGCGAUGCAGGGUACUUUAUUGAGCCCACCGUUUUUGCGGAUACGACCGAAGACAUGAAAAUUGUCCAAGAAGAAAUAUUCGGGCCCGUAAUUGUCAUCUCUAAAUUCAAGACUUUCGACGAGGUAGUAGCGAAGGCCAACGACAGCUGCUACGGUCUCUCAGCAGCAGUGUUUACGGAGAACAUCACAACUGGCCACCGGUUGGCAAGAAAACUCCAGUCUGGCAUGGUUUUUGUGAACUCCUCGGGCGACGCCCACUUCGGAAUUCCGUUCGGCGGUUACAAGUCUUCCGGUAUAGGCCGUGAGUUGGGACAGUACGCCCUCGACGCGUACACACAGACCAAGGCCAUCCACGUGAACCUUGGCAACAAGCUGUAA
Messenger RNA from Scedosporium apiospermum, 1806 nucleotides. RefSeq names its product Retinal dehydrogenase. The transcript has 6 exons. The record is from RefSeq and is a predicted model, not a curated record. Gene Ontology annotation, molecular function: oxidoreductase activity, acting on the aldehyde or oxo group of donors, NAD or NADP as acceptor. Bases 1 to 1806 code for a protein of 601 amino acids. Lineage: Eukaryota; Fungi; Ascomycota; Sordariomycetes; Microascales; Microascaceae.